Molecule: messenger RNA, 1249 nt
Organism: Triticum aestivum (bread wheat)
Lineage: Eukaryota; Viridiplantae; Streptophyta; Magnoliopsida; Poales; Poaceae
Product: BTB/POZ and MATH domain-containing protein 1-like
Exons: 2
Coding region: 65-1195 (376 amino acids)
Biological process (GO): protein ubiquitination
Molecular function (GO): protein binding
Source: RefSeq, a predicted model, not a curated record
UCGAGCCAGCUUUGUACGCACGGCCGGAUCGAUCCGAGCUUUUCUUCGUCGUCCUUGUUGCUGGAUGGAAGUGCUCGCGGCGGUGGGAUCUACAAUGCCUAGGCACGUCCCCUCCCUGCCGCUGCCGCUGCAGAUCACCAAGAUCUCGUCGUCCAGAUCGAGGCGCAUCAUCACGGAGCACGUCCCCACCACCUACAGUUUCCAGGUGACCAACUACCUCCAGCUCAAGGACGCGGGCUUCCACGCCUGCGUUACUUCGCCCGGCUUCAGCGUCGGCGGCUACAAUUGGCAGAUCGCCUUCUACCCAGACGACGAGGACGGCUACACCUCCUUGUACCUACAUUAUCUCGGCCAAGCCACGGAUGUGAGAGCCAAGUGCACGGUGAGCGUGCUGGGGAAUGACGGCCAGCCACCGCUGGUCUGCCGCGACACGCCGGAAUGCGUCUUUACUCCGGGGCCAGGCCGGGGCUACCGCAGGUUCGUCGGGAAGUCCAAGCUGGAAUCGCUAUCGCGGCUCGGAGACGGCCGCUUCACGAUACGGUGCGUCCUCACCGUCAGGGACGUGUCUCCGUCCGAGCUGCCCGGCCACCUCGAGCGCAUGCUCAGGGACGGGCGAUGUAGCGACGUCACGUUCCGCGUGGGAGGCCGGAAGUUCCGCGCGCACCGGGCCCUCCUGGCCGCGCGGUCGCCGGUCUUCGCUAAGCUCUUUGGCCCCAUGCCGGAGAAGGGCACGCGGCGCGUCGUCAAGGUCGUCGACGUGGAGCCAGCCAUCUUCCAGAUUCUCCUUCACUACAUCUACACGGGCUCACUACCGGCGUGCCACGACGAAGGAGGGUAUGAUGCCAUGGUGAUGGAGCAUUUGCUCGUAGCCGCAGGCAAGUACGGGCUGGAAAAGUUGAAACUCAUGUGUGAAGAGGAGCUGUGCAGAAGGAUCGACGAGGAAGCUGUGGUGACCACGUACGUGCCGACGAAUCAACACAGUUGUAUCCGACCUAAGGAUGGGGUGCGCUUAGAGUUUAAGUCGCCAAAGAAAGAGUUGGGCACCGUCCUGAAGUUCAAGGAGCGCUUCAUCAUCUCGACGUGUUGCCGGCCGCUAGCAUCGGAGGGAGGAGUCUUGGGGACAAAAGCUGGCCGUGAUGAAGACGAGGAACUUGAUCAAAGCAGGAAAUUCAAAAGGACACGUACAAAAUAUUGAUGCUGAGUUUCUUUCUGCAUAAACAUAAACGGCAUUUUUUGUGCCAGUGCAUUU